Messenger RNA from Plenodomus lingam JN3, 621 nucleotides. The record is from RefSeq and is a predicted model, not a curated record. Lineage: Eukaryota; Fungi; Ascomycota; Dothideomycetes; Pleosporales; Leptosphaeriaceae.
AUGGGCCGCAACACCUAUACCCCCAGCCGUGCCGCCUCCCCGAGUGUUCGCGCCCCAUCUCCUCAACCUCCCCAGCCUGCCUUUGCACAGCCUCAAUCCGCCUCCCGCCCACAAUCCCGCGCAGCAGCCAGCUCUCGCGCUCCAAGCCCACAACCAGCCUUCCGCCAAUCGUUCGACGAACGUCCGUCCAGUUCUCGCAGCAACAACAUGUCACUCGCACUCUCCACUGCAGGCAGCGAGCGCGGCGACGGCAGCGUUUACGGCGGCAGCAUCCGUGGGCGUGCAGGUACCGCGCCUCGACCACAGAGUUCGUACUAUGGUGGCGGUAGCAGUGGAAGCUUGUAUAAUGGCGGAUCCGGGAGCUCCGUGCGUGCGGAGAGUAGAGUCAGGAGUCAGAGUUUGGCCGAGCCGAAGAAUUAUAAUAGCCAAGGGAGGGAGAUUCUGAAUUACUCACGAGCCAUGUACUCUUAUACCGCCCAGAUACCCGAGGAACUCGGCUUUCAGAAAGGAGAUAUUCUUGCCGUCUUGCGGUUGCAAGAUGAUGGCUGGUGGGAGGCGGAGGCGGUGGGCAAACAGGGGAGACCAGGACUGGUGCCAAGUAAUUACCUCCAGGCGUGUUAA